AUGACCCUGGGUGCCAUGUCUUGCUGUAUCAAUGGAUUCAGAAGCAGACAGGUCAUUCAGCUCCUCCUGGAGAACCAAUUGUUUCAGAAAGCCAAGAAGUGUGAGUUCCACCGCUCUUCUAUCACCUUUCUGGGAUAUUUCAUUGCUGAGGGCAAUGUUCAGAUGGAUCCUGGAAAGUUGAAAGCAGUGGUGGAUUGGUCUCAACCAACGUCCAGGGUGCAGUUGCAAUGGUUUCUUGGGUUUGCAAACUUCUACCACCGUUUAAUUCGGGAUUACAGCACUCAGGCAGCCCCCAUCUCGGCACUCACCUCCCCCAAGGUACCGCUCAAAUGGUCUCCAGCUGUCGACAAAACCUUUGUGGACCUGAAACAUCGGUUCACAACAGCACCCAUACUCAUCCACCUGGACCCGUUCACGUCAAUUUGUGGUGGAAGUGGAUGCUUCAGAUGUUGGAGGGGGCCAUCCUUUCCCAGCGAUCUGCCCAGGACUAGAAGCUUCAUCCCUGUGCCAUCCUGCUGA
This is a messenger RNA of Oncorhynchus mykiss (rainbow trout), 519 nucleotides long. NCBI's taxonomy places the organism in Eukaryota, Metazoa, Chordata, Actinopteri, Salmoniformes, Salmonidae. The record is from RefSeq and is a predicted model, not a curated record.